Messenger RNA from Micropterus dolomieu (smallmouth bass), 3834 nucleotides. RefSeq names its product fibrinogen-like 2a (gene fgl2a). The coding region runs from base 537 to 2096 and encodes 519 amino acids. The transcript has 9 exons. The record is from RefSeq and is a predicted model, not a curated record. Lineage: Eukaryota; Metazoa; Chordata; Actinopteri; Centrarchiformes; Centrarchidae.
UAUCACCUAUCUUGUCAACCUAGCUUCCAGUACCUUGUUUUUCAGCAUAAAAGCUCUGAUAAAUGCACUGUACGCAUGGAAAACAAACAAAGCUAGUGACUAGCUGGUGAACAUAGUGGAGCUUAGCAGCUAAAGAGACAUUUCCCCACAGGAGUUGGUGGAAAACCAGGAGAGUGAAUAUCGGACAGCUUGACUACUUGUUUAGUUUUCAGAUACCUGAAAUGGAAAGAAUCAACAGUAAACACAAAAGAAAAGUCCACUCUUCUGGAACUUUUGAUCUCAAUGUCAGCUUUCAGCUUUUGCACCAACGUGGACAAGUAGAGGUGCUCAGAAGAGACAACUUGGAAACUCCAUCUGCUGAGGGAGAUUGUGUGAUAAGAUCGCAAGGUCCAGAACAGCUACUGAGUAGACCUUGUGACUUUACAUACUGAGGAAGGAAAGACCUUGAGGAUCCAGUACAAAAUUACCAAACUUCAGAUCAAAUUCGGUCUUGGUUUCGAACCUUGGCCGUCCCAUGCCUUCUGUGUGGAGUUUGCAUGUUCUCCCUGUGUCUGCGUGGGUUCUCUCCGGGUGCUCUGGCUUCCUCUCACAGUCCAAAGACAUGCAGUCUCCUGCUUACCGCCACCUUGGUGCCGCGCACCAGCCGGGCAGCAGACUUCCCCGUCAACUCACACCAGAGGUGGGACGCAAGAGGACCCUACUCUUUGGGAUCUGAAUCUGGUACCCCCACCUCCUGCCCUAUAAAACUGAGACCCUCAGGCCAGUGUGGGAGCUCCGGAGCCGGGGCAGAGGAGGGGGAUGACUGCCCUUACCAGCUCACCCUGCCUCCCCUCACUAUCCAGCUACCCAAGCAGUUCAGGCUGCUGGAGAAGACGAUGAAGGAGCUGCAGAGCCUGAAAGAGGUGGUCAACAAGCUGAAGAGCGGGUGCCAGGAGUGUCGUGGGGCACGGGGCAAUGGACCUUUGGGACAUCAGCAAGCUGACCAGGGACAGGCGCAGGUUCAGAGGGAUGCUGGGGAAGAAGGGAGACUAGACCUGACAGGACAGGAGGUGCAAGGUGGGUCCAGCCAAGAGGAGAGGGGAGAUGGGAUGGUCCCUGGAGCUACUGUGGAGCUUGCUGGACCGGGGCAAAGUUCUGCUCUUGGGAAAAUUACACCGAGCCCCAGCACUAUGCAGGAGAUGCAGGUGAAGCUGAAUAAGAUGUCUACCAGCCUGCGCAACGCCAGGAACCAGAUCUCAGCUAUGCAGGGUCGUCUGGAGGGGCUCAACCUGCUCAACAUGGACAACGUACAGGCUAUGGUGGACAGGCGGGUGGAGAACAUCAGUGGAGUAGUCAACAAGCUCAGCUCCACCUGCACUACCGCAUGUCCAGUACAGAACGCCCCUCAGUUCAUCUUAGCCCCUCGGGACUGUUCAGACUACAAUGUGCUAGAGGUGAGGAAGAACGGCGUGUAUCGUGUGACCCCUGAUCCUCGAAACGGGACAUUUGAGGUCUUCUGUGACAUGGAGUCGUUUGGAGGUGGAUGGACCGUGAUACAGCAACGACUCGAUGGGUCUGUCAGUUUUAACCGCACCUGGGCCGAGUAUAAGAAAGGCUUUGGGAACAUCAGAGGGGAGUUCUGGCUGGGCAAUGACCAUAUUCACUUGAUGACAAAAGCCAAAGACAUGAUCCUGCGUAUUGAGUUGGAGGACUUUGAGGGUGUUCGGGAGUAUGCAAAGUACGACCAGUUCUAUGUGGCCAAUGAAUUCCUACGCUACCGGCUGUCUAUCAGUGGAUACAGUGGGACCGCUGGGAACGCCAUCAGUUUCAACAAGCACUUCAACCAUGACCAGAAGUUUUUCUCCACACCUGACCGCGACAACGACAUGUACCCCUCCGGAAACUGCGGCGCCUACUACAGCUCCGGCUGGUGGUUCGAUGCCUGCAUGUCCGCCAACCUCAAUGGGAAGUACUAUCACAAGAGGUACAAGGGGGUCAGGAACGGGAUCUUCUGGGGAACAUGGCACAACAUGUCGACAGAGUACUACCCUACCAACUACAGGCAGGCCUUCAAAACUGUCAAGAUGAUGAUACGGCCCAAGAACUAUGCUCCCUAAGAGGACAGGUAAAGAUUUACUAGGAUAGUCAGGUGGAACAAACAAAGACAGAAAAUGGAAGAACAAGUAGACUCAGAAACUCUUACACAUAGUCAUGCGUUUGCACACAUUUACACAUGCAUACGUGUACACCGAAAAAGACCAUAAACCCUAUAGACAGUUUGAAUGGAGUAAUAACAAAAGUAAUUGUGAAAAAAAUUAACUGUGCUAUUACUUUUUUUCCACUGUGGUGAGUGUGGCCUUCAAAUUGUUGGAUUAAAAUUAUGAUAAUAAAAGACAAUGGACUAUGAAUGAUGAUGGACCGAUAAAAAAAACGUAAAUGCAAUGUAAAGGCCAGCCUCCUAUAGGGGCCAUAAUAUUAAACGGAGGGUUACCAUAGGAGAUUUUUCACUGUUUCUCUGACAUUUCUCCAAUUUCUGUCCUGCUGCCUCCUGCUAUAAACCCAGCGGACACACCGCACAGCACACAGUAGUAGUAAAAACUAAUGAGCUAUCAUUUCCCCUGCUCUAAAUGGAUUAAUAAUUAACAGCAGCCAUUCAAGUGAGGUAUAUGAGAGCUAAUGAUACAGUUUUGAGUGGGCCUGAAAUGCAUCGCGAAAGACUUCAUCCUGGGGUCAGAGUCAAACUGUUUAAAAUGAAAAACUACAGGAAGCAAUAUACACCACGCUUUGGGCAGGAGUGCACAAGUAAUAGCUUCUGUGCGGUUUAUCUAAUUACACUGGGACACUCUGCUAAUGUAUCAUCAUCCUAUACAAUAUAAAACACCCCAGUAUAAAUAAACAGUCUGAGAUACAUUUCUAUUGAAUCAUUCCUGAGUACAUUCUACAUUAUUGAUGCUUUAGUAAAUUCUUCUUGACAGCAGCCAUGGAGCAGGGCACUGCUGCAAGAAGAAAAUAGUCCAAUUGUUUUUCCACCCUUAUCUCUGGGUGCACUGAAUCACUGCACGUCUCUUGAUUCCAUACACCAGUUUUCACAUGUAAAAUAAAAUUCCUCCCUGACUCACCACUUGUACAAUACUGCUACCUAAUGUUAGAUAACUGUAUUGCAUCAUUUAAUCCAUUCUAUACACACUGUGAAUGAGAAGGAUGGGGAAAGAAAUGUUUCACUUUGAGGACGUGUACAGUAUUUAUUUUAAUUCGUGAGGAAUGAUAGCUUUUAUAUAAAACAUAGGUCAAGGUUUAAUGAUUGUUGAUAUUUGAGAAAUGAUAAGGACGGUGCAUUCUUGUGACCAUUCAUAGUAAUUAUGUGUGUAUUUGGAGCUUUGUGUGUGUACAAUAUUGAUCUUUUCUAUCAUUAAUAUUCAACUGUCAUGCCAAAAGAUAUGCACUUUUUAUAUCAAAAAAUUAAUAAAGUUCUAACUACAUGGCUGUGUACAUUGCAGUGUUUGGAAGUUUUAAAUAAUAUGGAUGCCUGCUCAUCUUUAAAAGAAUAUUCUGUAUAGGAUUUAGUUUUCAAUGACUGUAUACAAAAAGGUAUACAGGUUUAGCAUGAGUAUCCAUUAGUAUAAAUCUAUAGAAUCCAGGGCUACUUGACGCCUGUAAAAACAGAAGGUUCGAGGUGCUGCAUGCCCAUAAUAAAUGGGUUAAUGAGGUGUUGACACAAUAAGCAACUCAAUAAAAGAGUUUAUUUGAAUUUCACAGAGGAUAAAUGAUCAAACUUUGGACCUGUGACUUUAAUGUCUGUUUACUGUAUGUGACGAUCAAGUUAAUAAAAAAAUACUGUCCUCAUCCACAUGAUGA